Molecule: messenger RNA, 3011 nt
Organism: Rhopalosiphum padi (bird cherry-oat aphid)
Lineage: Eukaryota; Metazoa; Arthropoda; Insecta; Hemiptera; Aphididae
Product: P protein-like
Exons: 18
Coding region: 567-2735 (722 amino acids)
Biological process (GO): transmembrane transport
Cellular component (GO): membrane
Source: RefSeq, a predicted model, not a curated record
UAGGAACCCUUGCACACACACUUUAGAUUAGUAAGCAUAUUAUACAAUAAUAUAGUAGUGUAAGCAAUAUGUGUAAUUUUUUGCAAGCGACUGCGUCGCCAAGACAAGAACGUAGAAUAAGCAAGAGUUAGUCGUGAAUAAGUAGCCGAUUCGUAUAAUACUGUGUUGUUAAAAUAUUCUUAUAAUAAAUGUUGAAUGUAAACAACACACCCUAUAGUAUGUAGAUUAUAAGUAAAAUUAUUCACACUGUAGUUCGGCAGACGCUGAAUAGGCAUUUUUGUAUAACUAGCAUAUUCUCUCUAUGUGGUAGUCUGUAGGACAAUCAGUCGUUGUUUUAUAUUACGCCUCGGAGCACUAUAGUUAUUCGUUUCAAUUAUACAUAUUAUUAUAUUAUUACAUAUAUCCGAUCUUAUUAUUAUUUACCUUUAGCUUCUGUAUAUCUGGUGUACUUUAACAAUAAAAUAAUUAAUAAAAUAUUUUCUUAAAGUUAAACAGAUUUUGUGUAGUGUUUUGAAUACAACCCGUUUAUUGAUGAUUCUUCUGCUGGUCCAUCUUCUCUAGUAGCUAUGACCCCAGACAAAUUACAACCAUCACCUCUUAAGUCAACUAUGCCGAAAUCAAUGUGUGAAAAGACAUCAGCACUUAAGUUCUUGCAUUCGAAAAAGAAGUCUGGCCGUGAAUAUACAGUUUCCAUUAUUCUCAUAUGUAUUUGGCUUUUUUGUACCAUAGUUCUUAUGGCAAAACAAGAAAGGAAAGUAGAUGAUGUCCAUCAAAUAACAUUAGCUCCAAAUGAAACUAAAACUCAGAUAAUAUAUAAAAACUAUAUGCCAAACACAAAUAAAAUACAAUUGAUAUUGGCUGGUGCAUUUAUGCCUGAUUAUUAUAGUACUUUGGCAACACAUUUCUUUAACAUUUGGAUAGAGUUUGAACCAAUUGUAGAAUAUGAUAUGCCCUCGAAUUUGGGAUUGAAAUUAGAAGACAUUCAUCAAAGCAGGAAUAUAACUCAAAUAUGGUCCAUACCAAUUGUGAGUGAAUCACUUGUUGAAGUUGUUCCUGAAAUGCAUCAUAAUAAAAUUUUUAAAUUAUUUUCCAAUGUUACUCUUCAUGGUGAUACUAGACUUUGUAUGAAUACUACAUUGAGCACUAACUUUCCUAUUGCAUUGACGUAUGAUUUGUUUCCAAUCAACACGGAAUAUGGUAUAAUUUAUGCUGCUCUUGUAUUGAUUGGACUUUACAUAUUAAUUAUAACUGAAGUUGUACACAAAUCAAUUGCAGCAAUAUUAGCAGCCACUAUGUCAAUUUCCAUACUAGCACUUUUAGAUGAGAGACCAACCAAAGAUGAACUAUCUUCUUGGGUGGAUAUUGAAACGUUGCUUCUCCUUUUCUGUAUGAUGGUUAUUGUUGGUAUUUUAUCCGAAACAGGAAUUUUUGACUACUUGGCAAUCAUAGCAUACAAAGAAACAAAAGGUAAAAUUUGGCCAUUGAUCAAUACAUUGUGCUUCUUUACUGCUAUUGUUUCUUCUAUAUUGGAUAAUGUUACCACUGUUCUCCUAAUGACACCUAUAACUAUAAGGUUAUGUGAAGUAAUGCAAAUGAAUCCAGUACCUACGCUUAUGUGUAUUAUAUUUUAUGCAAAUUUAGGAGGAGCUUUAACAUUAAUUGGAGAUCCACCAAAUGUAAUAAUUGGAACAAAUAAAGACGUUAUUGCAAGUGGAAUCGAUUUUACAACAUUUUCUUUACAUAUGGGUGCUGGUUUAGUAUUUAUAUUUAUAGCUGUAAAUCUACAUUUAAGGUUUAUUUUCCGUAAUAUGCAAGAUUUAAAAUUUACUGAACCUCCUAAUGUCACUGAAUUAAGACAAGAAUUGGCAAUUUGGCAAAAAGCUGCAUUUUCUUUGUCUUCGUACUCAAAAGAAGAAGGAGUUGUAAGAGAUAAACUUUUAAGGAAAUGUAAAACUAUAUUUUCAAAGCUUAAAGACACUCUUAAAGGUUUCAAAGUUGAUGUUCUACCAACAGAAAGACUUCAAAGUUAUGAUGAAUCUAUCAAGGAUUUCUUGAAUAAGGAAAAUCAUUUAGAUAAAAGUCUUUUAUGGAAAUGUGCUAUUACAUUAGGAUUUGUUAUUACUCUGUUUUGCCUGCAUUCAAUUCCUCAACUGAAUCUUAGUCUUGGAUGGAUUGCUUUACUUGGAACAUUACUUUUGCUUAUACUUGCUGAUCACGUUGAUAUUGAAUGUGUACUAGGCCGAAUUGAAUGGGCGACAUUGUCAUUCUUCGCUGCGCUGUUUAUUUUAAUUGGAGCAUUAUCUGAGCUAGGUUUGAUUGAAUGGGUAGGUAAACAGACAGAAAUGAUAAUUAUGUCUGUAGCCAAAGAGUACCGAUUGUCAGUUGCUAUAAUUUUAAUUCUUUGGGUUUCUACUAUUGUCUCCUCAUUUGUUGACAAUAUUCCAUUGACUACUAUGAUGAUAAAAGUGAUAACUUCUUUGUCUCAAAAUCCUGAACUAGAAUUACCAUUACCACCUUUGGUUUAUGCAUUAGCAUUUGGCGGUUGUCUUGGUGGAAAUGGAACACUGAUUGCUGCUUCGUGUAAUAUGGUCUGUGCUGGAGUAGCUGAACAACAUGGAUACCGAAUGUCCUUUAUGCAAUUCUUUAAAGUUGGAUAUCCAGUGAUGUUAGGUAGCAUAGUUAUUGCUACAGUAUACUUGCUUGUUAGUCAUGUAACAUUUGGAUGGAAUACAUAAUGUUGUUUGUUUCAUCAGAUUUUCAAAAAAAUGUUCCUGUGAAAAUAUCUAGCUGACAAAAAGAUAAAUUUAUUUAUUUUUAUAUUUUAGUUUGAAUUAAAAUUAAAAUUGUUUAAGUAGUAUUAAGUACAUUUAUGAUUGUUUAUAAAAAAAUCCCAUUUUUUUAAUAUUAUUAUAUACCUAAGUCAUAUAUUAUUGAGUAUAUAACAUUUUAUUAUUUUUAAAAAAUUUUUAAUUUUAUUCAAAUAAAUAAAUUAGUUAUAUUUUUACCAUGAA